Messenger RNA from Eriocheir sinensis (Chinese mitten crab), 3288 nucleotides. RefSeq lists its product as uncharacterized. Lineage: Eukaryota; Metazoa; Arthropoda; Malacostraca; Decapoda; Varunidae. The transcript has 2 exons. Bases 1555 to 2589 code for a protein of 344 amino acids. The record is from RefSeq and is a predicted model, not a curated record.
UAACUCCAAAUUUGCUAGUUUUGAGUUAUAUGGUGUACAAGAUUGCCGAAUUGAUUCUGCAUCUUUUGGUAAAAGAGUCGUAAAUCUAGGUGAAUUAGCGGCCGAGAGAUGGCACUAAGAAGAUUUUUAGUGAACAUCAAAAUAUCUCUGAGGGUUGUGGCAACAGUGUCGUAGUCAGUGUUACUAUGGCAGUCGUUGAGGUAACAUCUCUCGAAUUUUGUUCAUGACUGUUGUAAGUAGGUUUUACGACUCUUUUACAACUAAAGUGAGAGCACACAAGUGGUGUUCUAUUUCUAGUUAAGGCUUUCUAGCAGUGAAAAAUAAUAAUUUCUUAAAGUGACUUGACGUGAUAAAUCAAAUUGUGUCUUUCUUGUACAAAAAUUUUAAUAGAAAAGUGUGUGGUAAAACAAAAUGUGACAAUAUUGAACAAAAAGUCCGAGAAAACACUUGAUUUAAUAUGACUUGCGUCUCUUUAACUACAAAACCACCAAAACCACCAAUUUAGUAACAAUGUCUUACAAUGAAUUGCAGCUGUGUUGCAGAAAAAUGUCUUAUCAAAAACGCAAUUGUCCUUGUUGUAACAUAACAAAUGUCAGUUUAGAUACAAAACAUUGCAGUCAUUUUCAAUUACUACAUUGCUUUUCAGAAUUUACUCAAUGACGUCAUGAUUAAUUAAUGAUGUCCCGUGGAUUGAAAUCUGUAAAACCGAAUGGAAAAGAAAAGCAAUGUGAACAAGAAGAUACAGCAGCUGGAAAUAAUGGAAUACAGGAUGGAAAUGAAGAAGUUAUGGGGGAAAAUGUAGAAUUAACUGCUAUAGAAGGAAGAGUGAAAAUCAACAAUGUGGAAAUGAGUACCAGUGAAUUAGUUAGCCCCAAAAAAACAAAGAAACGAAAACUGAAGCAGAGUGAGUGGAAACGGAAUAUGAAUAAAAAGAGGAGAAACAUGGGACUUGCUUAUGAAUCGGCUGCAAAGAAACAGAAAGAGGCGCGGAAAAUCAAACCACCUUGUAAAGAAACUUGCAGGAUGAAGUGCACCAGUAACAUAUCUCAUGAUCAAAGACAACACAUUUUUUAAUCAUACUGGAACCUAGGGGAUACUGACCUUCAAAGAGAAUACAUAGCAAAAUGUACAAAGGAAGUAAAGCCAAUUUACAGAUGCAUAAGGGAAAACAGACAGCGUGGACCAAGGGGAAACAACAUUUGGUAUUCCUUCCCAGUUGAUGGUACAUUAACAAGAGUCUGCAAAACAUUUUUCCUCAAUACUCUUGACAUAAAUGAUAGGGUUACUAGGACAGCAUUAACUAAACAUAAGAGAGCAGCAGGAUUGGUGUCUGAAGUAGAUAACAGAGGAAAACAUAAAAACCAUCCUACGCUUGAUCCACAAAUCAAAGAAGGAGUUAGAGCUCACAUAGAAGGAAUUCCUAGAAUCGAAAGUCACUACACCAGGGCACGGACAGCUAGGGAAUACAUUUGUGGGUCUCGAAGCCUGGCAGACAUUCAUAGGGAUUAUGUCCAAGAAUGUAAAGAUAAGAAGAAGCCCUAUGCAACUUACUCAAUGUUCUACAAUAUUUUUCAGAAUGAGUACAAUAUCGCUUUCUUUGCUCCUAAGAAAGAUCAGUGUGACUUGUGUGUGUUGUUCAAUAAUGCAGAUGGGGAAGCUAAGGAAAACUUAAAAGAAAAGUAUGACACACAUCAAUGUGAAAAGGUACUUUCAAGGGAAGAGAAGAAGCAAGAUAAAACUGAAGGAAAUGCUAUAGUUGCUGUGUAUGAUCUACAAGCCGUACUGCAACUUCCACAAGGUGAUGUAUCCACCUUCUAUUACAAAUCAAAAUUCAAUGUCCUAAAUUUCACAAUUUAUGAUAUCAAGACUAAUGAAUGUGACUGUUUUCUUUGGGAUGAAACAAAUGGUAAUAGAGGAGUGAAUGAAAUAGGCUCUUGCAUCCUAAGUUAUAUUAAAGAAUUAUGUGAUAAGAAUCAAGGAGAAGACAACAUUGAAAUAAUUUUCUAUUCUGAUAACUGUGCUGGGCAACAAAAAAACAAAUUUAUGCUCGCAUUGUAUUUGUAUGUUGUCACUAAUUUGCCUGUUAAGUCAAUCACCCAUAAAUAUCUGAUAAAAGGCCACACACAGAAUGAAGGCGACUCUGCGCAUUCUCUGAUUGAAAAACAAAUAAGGAGACUGAAGAAAGGGGGACCAAUAUUCGUUCCUGAAACCCUUGUCACUGCGAUUCGCUCUGCAAAGAAAACAGGCCAGCCGUUCCAAGUUCGCGUAAUGCAGUAUGAUGACUUUAAAAAUGUGAAGUCUCUUACUACACAAAUGGGAGCAAUCAAUGUCAAAGAUUUAAGAUUAAGUGAAAUCAAAGUCAUGAAGUUUGAAAAGCAAUGUCCAGCCUCAGUCUUAGUGAAAUAUUCAUACAGUGAUGAAUUCAAACGUGUUCAAUUGAUCAGAAAACCAAAGGUUGCCACAGAUCUCUUGCAGUGUUACUCAGAGAAAAUUCCCCUAAGCGAAAAUAAGAAAAAAGAUCUUAAAGAACUCUGUGAAAAAGGCUUAAUCCCACGUCCCUAUUCGGACUUUUUUAACAACAUUACCUAAUUUUGAUGCUUAAUUGGUCACAAAGAUGUAAUACUUGUCAUUCAUUUUUUUUUUUAUAACUGAGUUACGGCCAAGGGUAACAAAAAUUUAAAGGAAAUACUUGCUUCAUGUAUUUUAAACCUAUCUAUUUGAAAGAUUUCAUUAAUUUGAAGGAAAUUGUUUGCUUUAUGUGGCUGAACCAAUUGAUUUGAAAGAAAAAAAACUUUUUUUUUUUAACUUUUUUUUUCUUGGUAUGCAUUUUGUUGGAAGAAUAACAACAGAAUAUAAUGGUAUAAUUUAUUUCUGAAUAGGUACACAGCAUUUAUGAUUUAUUUCAAUUUGUUUUGUUACUGAAUGGAUAAAUACUGUUCUUUUUGUAAGGAAUAUUUAGUUUUAUAAUAAACUGGAAUCAUACAUUUGUAGUAUUUUUUGUGUCAAAAAAGACCUAAAAUAAGUUACAACACCUAAAAUUUUAAAUUUUCAUUGAUAAAGCGUCGUAAGUCAGAAAAUAAAAAUAAAAAUCCCUAUAAAAUGCAUCUAAAGGAACAAAGUGUUCUUUUGUUUAGUUAAUACUAAUGAGGAGCCAUAUUCACCUAAUAAAGAUGGUAAGUUUUGUUGUUUUGUGAAACAUGAUCAAAUUCAUAGGACUUAGCAACUUUCAAAUGCGUCUCCUGAAAAAUCAGGAAUUUGGAGUUACGACCCUCUUGCAAUGAGGUAGCG